AUCUCGAGCGAGGAGAUGUACGACAUCUUCGGCAAGUACGGCGCCAUCCGGCAGAUCCGGCUGGGGAACGGUAAGGACACGCGCGCCGCCUACGUGGUCUACGAGGACAUCUACGACGCCAAGAACGUCCUCGACCACCUCACGGGCUUCAACGUUGCCAACCGCUACCUCAUCGUGAUCUACCACCAGCCCGCCAAGCAGUCCAAGAAGACAAACAUCAAGCAGAAGAAGGACGAGAUCGCCAGGCUCCGGGAGACUUACGGGGACAUCUACGACGCCAAGAACGCCGUCGACCACCUCUCGGGCUUCAACGUCGCCAACCGCUACCUCAUCGUGCUCUACUACCAGCCCACCAAGAUGGGCAAGAAGACCAACAUCAAGCAGAAGGAGGACGAGAUCACCAGGCUCCAGGAGAAGUACGGCAUCGGCUCCAAGACCCCUUCGUCUUCCGACAUGUAAUUGAGCCGUUUCCUAAGCAGUGUGCGUGUAUUGAGAAAUCCAGAAUAACUGCUUAAGCAGCUGUGUAAUCGGUUGUGUAGCUUGUUCUCUUCAGUAGGUUCUGUUCAUGUUUGUUGCAUAUCCAUGAAUAUGACUGGUAAUACUUUCCAAUCGAAUUUGAUACUUAAGCUGGUUGAUAUAUGUUGACCGUAUCAAUUAUCCAGUAAAUUGCGGUAUGCAUCUCCAGUGA
Molecule: messenger RNA, 688 nt
Organism: Brachypodium distachyon (stiff brome)
Lineage: Eukaryota; Viridiplantae; Streptophyta; Magnoliopsida; Poales; Poaceae
Product: splicing factor 3B subunit 6-like protein
Molecular function (GO): RNA binding
Source: RefSeq, a predicted model, not a curated record